Gordionus sp. m RMFG-2023 is the source of this 1807-nucleotide messenger RNA. RefSeq names its product proton-coupled zinc antiporter SLC30A9, mitochondrial-like. The transcript is spliced from 15 exons. The coding region runs from base 219 to 1694 and encodes 491 amino acids. Gene Ontology annotation, biological process: zinc ion transport; intracellular zinc ion homeostasis; transmembrane transport. Gene Ontology annotation, cellular component: membrane; endoplasmic reticulum. The record is from RefSeq and is a predicted model, not a curated record. Gene Ontology annotation, molecular function: monoatomic cation transmembrane transporter activity. Lineage: Eukaryota; Metazoa; Nematomorpha; Gordioida; Chordodea; Parachordodidae.
AUUUAUAUAAAAAUCAUAUUAAUAAACCUAAAAAUAAUCAUAUAAAUAUAGUCUUAAGAUUUUUGUGCGAAAAAAAAUCAAUAACUCCUACAACACCACCAAUAGCUUCAAAACCAGUAGAGACCAUUGUUAAAGUUUUACCUAAAAGUAAGAAAAAGCCUUCUAUUGAUUAUAAUCAGACAUACACUGAUAGGAAUUUCCUUACAGCACUAAGGGCAAUGAGUGAAUAUCUUUUAAAACCUAAGGAUUUAGAAAAUUUGCCUGUUUUUCAAAGAAGAAGCCCAUAUGAAUACCGUAAGAUCAAUGUUUAUCUUAGGGCAGACAUUGAGAGAAGAGCAAUGCAAGUAUGGGGUAAUCAUGAGAAUUUAACAAAAGAAAUACUCAAACGCCGGGAAGAAAAUUAUAAAAAAUUUGAUUUUCACAAAUACACAUCUAUCUCACGGGCCAUGAAAAAAUACCUUGGCAUGAUUGGUAUCAAAAACGCAACUGAUAUGACACCUGAUUAUAACUCUCAAAAUGAUAUUAAUGCAUCAAUAAAAAAACCCGUUACGUCUUCCUUCUUAUCUCUGAAUACAACGUCACACGAACCGAUUCACUCCCUUUUCAGGGAUACGUCAUUCAUCAUAUGGACAGCGGUUACUAUAAAUUUUUUUAACUUUGUCGGCAAAACCGUGGCUUGCAUUCAUACGGGCUCACAUAGUUUAUUCGCGGAAGCUAUCCAUUCUUUAGCCGAUACCCUAAAUCAACUGAUUCUGGCCUUUGGAAUAAAAGCGUCCCACAAGAAAGCUGAUAUAUUACACCCUUACGGUUAUUUGAACAUGAAGUACGUUUCUUGCCUGAUCAGUGGAGUCGGAAUAUUUUGUUUCGGGUGCGGUUUAUCAAUUUAUCACGGGAUAUCCGCUAUUUUGGACCCGCACACUGUAGAGUCCUUAAAUUGGGUGUUUAUGAUUUUAGCAUGUUCAUUUAUAUCUGAAGGGGCUACUUUGAUCUUAUCCAUAAAUUCUGUCCGUAGAAACGCAAACAAAAGAGGAUUAUCAGUUUUAGAUUAUGUAUUAUCCGGACAAGACCCGAGUGUUAAUGUGUUACUCUUGGAAGAUUUGGCUUCCGUCAUAGGUGUAAGUAUCGCCUCUUUAUGCUUAAGUCUCAAUUACUACCAUUCGCAUCAUUAUAAAGCUGGAUUAAGUUCCGAAACCCUCAUUGCAACAGAAAACAGUUUAUCCACCCUUCCAGAAAAUGUUGUAGUACCCAUAUACGAUGCAAUUGGGUCUUUAUCGAUAGGGAUUCUUUUGGGAGUGGUGGCCAGCUUUAUUAUUUAUACGAAUAGUGCUGCUCUAGUCGGGAAAUCGAUCCCUUUAAAAGCUCAACAACAAAUUUGUAGAGAACUGGAAAACGACGUGAUGGUUAGAGCCGUUCAUGAUGUUAAAGCUACCACUAUGGGCGGUAAUUUGGUAAAAUUUAAAGCUGAAGUUGAUAUAGAUGGUAGGGAAAUUACUUUAGCCUAUUUAGAUACUCAAGAUCUAUUUACCAUUUUAAAAGAAAUGCAAAAUAUGCAAGGCACCAACGAGGUGGAAAAUUUCUUACUUAAACACGGGGAAAAUAUAGUAGAUUUAUUGGGCGCCGAAAUUGACAGAAUAGAACAAACAUUGAAGAAAAAGCACCCCGAAAUGAGGCAUGUUGAUUUGGAAGUCCUCUAAUUGGAUACUAUAUUAUUCGCCGAAAUUUUGUCAAAAAUAUAUUAUAUAAAUUAGUUAAUGAAAUUGUUCGAUAAAUUAUUGUUUACAUCAACAUCACAACAUUGUAAAAUACA